AUGCCUUUGAUAAUUUCAAUUUAUUCCAACGAAUAUGAUAAAUAUGGUAAUGAAAUAGCAGGUUCAUUAAAAGGUUUGUCGUGUUUUCAACAGGUCGAUGAUUAUAAUUUAAUUUACACCGUUUCCAAAGAUUCAUUUAAUACAUUACCAGAUAUGUUAAUCGAUCAAAACUUUUUAGCGCGUUUUAUAAAUAUCAAUUUCAGAGGAGAGAUUUUAUCAUUCAGUGAAGUGCCUGUAUUUAUAGAUUAUAAUAUUAAAACAAAAAAUUUUAAAAUUACAAUUAAUAUUAAAAAAAAUUAUUAA
This is a messenger RNA of Dictyostelium purpureum, 303 nucleotides long. RefSeq lists its product as uncharacterized. The transcript is spliced from 2 exons. Lineage: Eukaryota; Evosea; Eumycetozoa; Dictyosteliales; Dictyosteliaceae. Bases 1 to 303 code for a protein of 100 amino acids. The record is from RefSeq and is a predicted model, not a curated record.